This is a messenger RNA of Mandrillus leucophaeus (drill), 1838 nucleotides long. RefSeq names its product B-cell receptor-associated protein 29 (gene BCAP29). The transcript is spliced from 7 exons. Gene Ontology annotation, cellular component: endoplasmic reticulum; endoplasmic reticulum membrane. Gene Ontology annotation, biological process: endoplasmic reticulum to Golgi vesicle-mediated transport; intracellular protein transport. The coding region runs from base 313 to 1038 and encodes 241 amino acids. Lineage: Eukaryota; Metazoa; Chordata; Mammalia; Primates; Cercopithecidae. The record is from RefSeq and is a predicted model, not a curated record.
GGGAGGGCCGGGAAGCCGGGCGUUGGUGGAGGGUGGCGUUGGGCUUCUGUCGCCGCGAAGCUGGCGGAAAAGGCAGUGGCCAGCGGGCCGCCUCGCCAGGUCCCACGACUCCCAGGGAGGUAGCCACCCGCUUCCCGGGCCACCCUUUCCCCCUUCCUGACCGGGGUCCGUGCCGGCCCCCCAGGUGCGGGAAGGUGGGACACGGUCCUUCCCCCGGACAAAAACGCUGCGCCUCGGGGCAUUGAACGGUUUUGUUUGAAAGGAAGCAGGAUAAAAAUAAGCGUUUCUCCAUUUAGGUGUGAAGAAAAAAAAAUGACACUCCAGUGGGCGGCAGUGGCAACCUUUCUUUAUGCCGAAAUAGGACUCAUUUUAAUCUUCUGCCUACCUUUUAUUCCUCCUCAGAGAUGGCAGAAGAUUUUUUCAUUUAAUGUCUGGGGUAAAAUUGCAACUUUUUGGAAUAAGGCUUUCCUUACCAUUAUCAUCCUAUUGAUUGUUCUAUUUCUGGAUGCUGUGAGAGAAGUGAGGAAAUAUUCCUCAGUUCAUACCAUUGAGAGGAGCUCCACCAGCAGACCUGAUGCCUAUGAACACACACAGAUGAAACUUUUUAGGUCUCAAAGAAAUCUUUACAUUUCUGGAUUUUCACUAUUUUUUUGGCUAGUGUUGAGACGUCUGGUUACGCUUAUUACUCAACUGGCGAAAGAACUGUCAAACAAAGGUGUACUUAAAACUCAAGCCGAAAAUACUAACAAGGCUGCCAAAAAAUUUAUGGAAGAAAAUGAAAAACUAAAACGGAUUUUGAAAAGCCAUGGUAAAGAUGAAGAAUGUGUUUUGGAAGCAGAAAAUAAAAAACUAGUACAAGACCAGGAGAAACUGAAAACUGAAUUAAGGAAGACUUCAGAUGCUCUUUCUAAGGCACAAAAUGAUGUGAUGGAAAUGAAGAUGCAGUCAGAGAGACUUUCGAAAGAAUAUGAUCAACUCCUGAAAGAACACUCUGAACUUCAGGAUCGUUUAGAAAGAGGCAACAAGAAAAGACUGUGAACUUUAUAAAAGACGCUUGCAAUAUACUGUGUCAAAAUGAUAAUUUUGUUAUGUUAGCCUCUAGGAAAUUUAAGUUCAGAAAAAUGCACUAUGACCAGUUCAUAAUUUUUUUUAAUGUCACACAUAGGUUAUAUUGUAAUGGCAUUAUCAAAAUAGUUGAUGAUGUUUCAGAAAUAUUGUGAAGUCUGUAUUCCAGCUCUUAAGAAAAAUACAAGCAUGUUAAAUACUGUAUUUACAUAUUGAUAAUGUCACUGAUAUAUGGUGGCUGUUUACCAAUAAAAGGAAAAAAUUCCUUGGCCGGUUACUUCCAAAAUUAGAAGUUUUAAGUUGCAUGAAACCAUUAAUAGCCUUGAAAGCUUUGAUGAGUUUUCAGUAAUGAUCACCUAUUUAAUCAGAUGAUGAUGUGUUUGAAAAUAGUGUUCAAUAUCAGCAAAUUUGUACACAGGGAAUGUAAAUAAGGAUAACUGAUCAGAGUUAUCCACCGUAUUUAUAAAGAAGAGUCAGAAAAAACAAUGACCUUAGUUUUUUUUAAGCCUGAUGAUACUAUGGUUUACUCUAAUAAGAUAGCUAUAUUGAUAAUUAUAUUUUUGUUAUUAUGCCGCUGCACAUUUUGGUCUGUUUUUUGUUGAUAUUUUUGUUAAUAACACAUAAUUAGUAACCACUCUACUGUUUCAAGUUAAUCUAGUAAUAGAGUUUACACAUAUUUGUAUAACUGCUAUACCACUGAACUGCAUUUAUUUUACAACAGUGUAGAAUUCUUGACAAGUUAACAUAGAACAUAUCCAGAAAGCAGUAUUUGU